UUUGAGCCAGAGCCUUUGGGUGAGGACCCUAAUUGUCCUCCUGUCUAGGUCUGGGCGCCCUGGUAAUAUCUCAGUCCACGUACAACCAUGACUAGUUCCCCAAACUUCAACCACAUCGGCCGUCGCGUAAUUUAUCAAGGGUCGCCUUAUCUGCUGUAUACGGCAGGGCGGACAAAUGUUAACAUUCUACUGCUUGCGGCUCGCUUCUUUCUUUUUCACCGGUUUCUCUUACUUCCAUUACUAAUCUUCCAAAAUUCCCAGCUAAAUUGGCAGCGGCCGCAAUGCCACUGGAGUCACCAUCUUCAACUUUCCACACCAUCCAUCGGACGACAAUCGCCAAAUGCUCCUUAUAAGGCCACAUUGUCUCGUAUCCUGGGUAGUGUCCAAGGUUCGCUCUCUAAGAUAAAUAUGUUAAAAGACUGCAUUCGACUAGGAUCAAUGACUUCCACAGGGUUGCUGAAUUAACUGCGGCCGGCUUGUCCUCCCGCUAUUAGCUGCACGCAUCCGGAGGCGCUGAUGCUGCAAUCACUGGUCAAGCUGGGGUACGUGUCACUCUCAGCUCCAAGGCUGUCCCGUGAGCAGUCGUCCGUGUGCAGCUCGUUAUAGGACAUCAACUAAGGUUGAUUCACGAAAUAGUACUAAACGCUGUUUGUUUGUGAUUUCCGCUUAUGCUCCCACCGACUGCAGUUCUGAUGCUGCGACGCACACAUCCUACUACGAACCGAACACCCUACAACGCAAUGCUACCUGUUCAGCUAUCACAGUACUUGUAGGGAUAUGAAUGCGCGAGUAGGUCACUUAGCCUCUUCAGAAGCUCAGGUCGGUGGUAAUUAUGGGCUCAACUCCGACCGUACGGACAACGGCGAGCGUCUUUUGCAACUGUGUGCGGAGCGCCGGCUGUUUCUUA
This is a messenger RNA of Dicrocoelium dendriticum, 907 nucleotides long. The record is from the annotation of a GenBank genome assembly. NCBI's taxonomy places the organism in Eukaryota, Metazoa, Platyhelminthes, Trematoda, Plagiorchiida, Dicrocoeliidae.